This is a messenger RNA of Aphis gossypii (cotton aphid), 1107 nucleotides long. RefSeq lists its product as uncharacterized. Gene Ontology annotation, cellular component: nucleus; transcription regulator complex. The transcript is spliced from 4 exons. NCBI's taxonomy places the organism in Eukaryota, Metazoa, Arthropoda, Insecta, Hemiptera, Aphididae. Gene Ontology annotation, biological process: regulation of transcription by RNA polymerase II. The coding region runs from base 1 to 1107 and encodes 368 amino acids. The record is from RefSeq and is a predicted model, not a curated record.
AUGGCACCAAAAAAACAAAGAACUCGGGUACAUAAACCAUCUCAGCUGUUAAAGAAAUCUAAUUAUGGGCGGUGGUCAUUUGGGCGAAGGCGAUCUAUUUAUCGUAGUCGUAAACAACAGUACCCAGUAUUACCAAAAUCGCAAAAAGAAUCAUUUGAUCAAUUAUAUGAUAUGCAAUCAACAAUUGAAUACAAUGAUCAACAAUUUUGUUUUUUAUAUCAUAUUUUUAAAAUGGCUGAAGAAACUGAAAUGCUCAUCGAACAAGUAAGAAAGUAUGUGUACUUAUUCGACACAUCUAAUGAACAUUAUAAAAAUGUAGUAAAAAAAGCCGAAGCAUGGAAUAAAAUAUCCGAAGAACUGGGUAUAACCGCCGACUCCGCAAAAAGUAAAUGGAAGAAUUUAAGAGAUUCUUAUAUGAGGUACAAGAAAUGCGUACAAGGAGAAACAGGACAAGCUAAAAAAUAUCAUAAAUGGCCAUGGAGUAGUCAUUUAGAGUUUUUGGAUGACAGUAUCAAAUACCGUCCACAGAGUAGUAAUAUAACAGAAAGUGCAGAAAACAUCAUAUCACCUCCAAAAGAGAAAACUCCACCAACAGUUAAAAAUUUACAAAAAAACAAUUUCUCUAGCGACGAAUCUCCAUCUUCUUUACGAAUGCAACCACAGAAGAAAAUUAAGAUCCGUCCUAAGGAAUCAUCUGAAGUGGAUACAGUGAUUGAAUACUUGGAAAACAAAAAAAAACCAAAAAUGCAUGAUGGCAUAGAUCAUUUAUUUUUGAGCUAUGCAGAUACUUUCAAAAAGUUUCACCCAAGAACUCAAGCUGAAUUGAAAAUAAAGAUAGCUACAUUAUUUGCACAAACCGAAAUGAAAGAAAUGCAGUAUUAUGAACAAAAUAUUUCACCUAUGUAUUCCGACAACUCUACUACCAAUUAUCAAUAUUAUGUUGGAUCACAAAGCUCUUCCAACUCGGUACACACUUAUAAUGUACCAAGCAGUGAGACAUCAUACAAAUCAAGUGACACUUCAUUGACUUCGGCGCGGGAUUUUUAUGAAAGUGCGAGUAAUUAUUCAAUAGCUGAUUUAUUAGGAUUACCACCUACCUCAAACUGA